AAUUUUUACUAUUUUAUAGUUUGUUUUUCGAUAAUCUGGAUAAUCCGGAAUUUAUUUUUUUUAAACGGUUAUGUGUAUUUUUACAAAAUGGAAACAACAACAACAAUCAUCGAUGAUAUUAAACAACGAGACAAUGAAAUACAAACUCUCAAAGAACGUAUUGAACAAUUGAAUGAAGAAUUAAAAACGGCUACGGCCGAAAAAAUUCAAUCAGCUCAAUAUGGUUUAGUGUUGUUGGAUGAAAAAGAAGAAUUACAAAGAAAAUAUGAUGAACUUGAAAGUAAAUAUGAUUCGAAAAAUGAAGAUUUUGAAGAUCUCAAAGAGGCCUUGAAUAAACUACAAACAAUACAACGUGUUUCAGCAACAUCCGAAAUCGAACAAGAAGAACAACUACUGAUGGAAAGUGCUAAAAAAGAAGAACAUUUUAUUAGUACUGUUAUUGAAUUAGGAAAAGAAUUAAAACAAGCUAAAAAUGAAUUACAAAAUGUUAAAGAUGAUCGUGAUAAAUGUUAUCAGGAAAAUUUAAAAUUAUUAGAGCGAAAAGAAAUGAAUGAAAAAGAGAGGAAAAAAAUUAUUGAUGAAUUAAAAGAAUCAAAACAACGUGAAUCAAGAUUACAUUUAGAGAUAAAUGAACUUGAAGAAGAAAAUAUAUCAUUACAAAAACAAGUAUCAUUAUUAAAAUCAUCACAAGUAGAUUUUGAAACAUUUAAAUUAGAAAUACAACGUUUACAAGGUGAAAUUGAUAUAUUACAAACACAGAUUGAAGAAUGUACUAAAUUGAAAAGUAUUGCUGAAAAACAGACAAAAGAAGCAUUAGAAGCAUUACAAUUGGAACGUGAACAAAAAUAUGCUAUCAAAAAAGAAUUGGAUAAAAAAUUAAAUUCCGAAUCAUAUUUGAAUAUUAAUAAUUUUGUUGGUUUUACUGGUUUGAAAUUUGAUUAUGAUGAAACAGAAAAUUUUGAUGAAACAGUUGGAUUGGAUGAUAAUAGUGCCUUAAAAAAAUUGGAAAAUGAAUUUCUUAAUAAUUCAGAUAAUUAUAUAACACAACCACCAUCAUUGGAAGGUUCAUUAUUCAGUGAAGUACAUAUAAAUGAGAUAAAAAAAUUUGAACGUAUGUUAGAAGAAUCGGAUAGCCAAAAACAUCAACUAACACAACGUUUAAAUGAUACACAAACAAUGUUGGAAAAAGCAAGGGAAGAAUUAAAACAACAAACAAUAAAAAUUGAAAAAAUAUUUGAAGAAUUAAAUAAUCUAAAUCUUGAUGAUAAUUCAAAUGAUAAUAAUAUAAGUGAUCCAGAAUUAUCUAAUCUUAAACAAUUGAUUAAAUCAAAAAUAUCUAGUAUUGAUUUGAAUGGUUAUAGAAAUGAGCUAGAAAAAUUAAAACAUUCAAUGAAAGAAUAUGAAAUGAAAACAAAACAAUAUGAAAAUGAUUGUGAAAUAUUAGCCAAAAUGAUAAAUGAAUUUUAUUCAAAUUCAAAUCAAACAUAUGAAGAAUUAUCAUUGGUUUCGGAAGAAUUGGCCUCGUUAUAUCAUCAUAUCUGUUUGAUUAACGGUGUAACACCGGAUCGAGUAAUACUCAAUCAUUUGCAACCUAAUUUCGAUCCAAAUCGAUCGAUUGAUCAGUUAAAAGAAAAAUUAACUAAAGUAUAUGGUAUAUUGGAAGAGAUUAAAACGGUCGAGUGCAAUAAUUUAUUGGAUACCGUUAAAGAUCAGAUAAAAGUAUUGAAAACGGCUGUUGAUACAGCUAUUGAGAAUAGAAAUUUUCGACAAAAACAUUCACCACAAGAUGUUUGUGAACAACCGACAUCAUUGGUUUCCGUUCAAGAUGUUGAUGAUUUACAAGAUCAAAUUGUAAGAUUGAAAUCAUUAUUGUCGACAAAACGUGAACAAAUUGCAUCGCUGAGAACUGUUUUGAAGACAAACAAACAAACUGCCGAAGUAGCAUUGGCUAAUUUAAAAUCAAAAUAUGAGACUGAAAAAGCCGUUGUGACUGAAACGAUGACAAAAUUGAGAAAUGAACUCAAGGCCCUGAAAGAAGAUGCUGCUACAUUUGCAUCAUUACGUUCAAUGUUUGCAGCUAGAUGUGAAGAUUAUGUUUCACAAAUUGAUGAAUUACAACGAAAAUAUAAAGCUUCGGAAGAGGAAAAGAAAACAUUAAAUUCAUUGUUACGUAUAGCAAUACAGCAAAAAUUGGCAUUGACUGAAAAACUUGAAGAAUUAGAAAUGGACAAAGAAAGACAAUCGAUGGGAAAAGCACAGAAUGAAACAAAUCGACGAAAUCUUAAAAUAAAUAUGAGAAGCUUAAAUCAACGUCUAACACCAAAAACUAAUAAUAAUAAUAAUAAUAAUCUUCGACGUCCUAAUUGAUUGAUUUUAUGUUUUUCUUUUGACUAAAAUGACAUUUUGAUUAUAAUAGCCUUCAUUUUAUAUUCAU
Dermatophagoides pteronyssinus (European house dust mite) is the source of this 2434-nucleotide messenger RNA. It is a transcript of the gene BicD, whose product is annotated as Microtubule-associated protein Bicaudal D. The record is from RefSeq and is a predicted model, not a curated record. NCBI's taxonomy places the organism in Eukaryota, Metazoa, Arthropoda, Arachnida, Sarcoptiformes, Pyroglyphidae. Gene Ontology annotation, biological process: microtubule anchoring at microtubule organizing center; regulation of microtubule cytoskeleton organization; protein localization to organelle. Gene Ontology annotation, cellular component: Golgi apparatus; cytosol. Gene Ontology annotation, molecular function: dynein complex binding; dynactin binding; cytoskeletal adaptor activity.